AUGAAACUUGCUUUUGGUCUUUUUGCAUUUUCCGCUGCUGAAGUCAUCACUUCCUGGUGCGGAGAAGAUGAUUUGAACGCAUAUUACAACACAACAGGACUCGAUAUUGAGUACUACAUGUCCAAAAGAAAGACCUGGGCAAACAGAGACCCCGAAAAGGUCCAACAACGACCAAAAACCCCUGCUCAUUACAGAGACGUCGUCAAGGUCCGAUGCGGUGCUCAAGCUCGACGAGGCUACAAUUCUGAACCUCUUGGAUCCUGGCCCGUUCGAAAGCAAUCACCAAUGAUCAAAUGCACCCGAAAAGGACCCGGUGGUGUUCAAAAACUCAAACCCAAUGGUCGACGAUUCUUCCAGUCCAAGGUUCAACUCUGGUUCCAGCAGACCUGUGCUUAA
Oikopleura dioica is the source of this 396-nucleotide messenger RNA. The record is from the annotation of a GenBank genome assembly. NCBI's taxonomy places the organism in Eukaryota, Metazoa, Chordata, Appendicularia, Copelata, Oikopleuridae.